Cylindrotheca closterium is the source of this 2217-nucleotide messenger RNA. The record is from the annotation of a GenBank genome assembly. NCBI's taxonomy places the organism in Eukaryota, Bacillariophyta, Bacillariophyceae, Bacillariales, Bacillariaceae.
AUGCCUACAAGAUUGCCCGUGCAUCGGAAGCGACCUGCAAAGGCAUCAAAGGGAACAAGGACAUUGAACCAUGUCCUCUUGGCAAUCUCCCUGUCGUUGAUUGUGGGACUCCUCGUAUUGAAUUCUUCCUUUAUUCAUCAUCAUCCAUCGGAACAGCCCUUUGGACAUCAAGAUUUGAUGAUUCCAAGGCCAUUGGGGACUCUGCAAGACAGGAUUCUUCCCGAUUGGUACUUGACAACUGAGUGCUCCAUCUACAGCAUUGAUUGUGUGUCGCGAGAGACAAAGAGAAACAACUAUCAGUCUUAUCCGUUUCCUUUGGUGAACCCCAAUUUGAAGAAUGGGACCUUACCAAAAGACAAUGUCAUUUGGAAACCCGCUCGGACCUUUCCAACCUUCCAAAAGAAAAAGGAGAAGUCUGCAACCGAAAUCAACAAAGUUGAGGUUACGCCUCACAAGGACGCCCAAACUUGUGUACAAAAGGCUACAACAAGGUCACUGAAGGAACAAUUGGAUGACCUUUUACCAGCAUACAAUGAUUUCAAACAAAAGGACGACCACAUGAACGAACGAAUCGUAUAUACCAUUUCUGACUACUCGUACGCCAAAGACAUGAUAGAUGAUGCUUUUUACAUGGCACGAGUUAUCAUGAAGCUCGAUUACUUCUUUCUCGUGGCAAUGGACAAGGCGACUAUUCAGCUUGCUUGUGAUCGGGGGUAUCCAGUCAUGGGAUGGCCCCAAUUGCCGGCCAACAUGAUGCCAGAGUACAACUCGACAGAUGCUGAUAGCUACAAAUCUACCAAGAAGGUUGCCGACGUGGCCUUGUCCAAGUGGUUGAUUGCUCUAGAAAUCUUGGAGCGUCAGUUUCCACUCUUUUUCUUUGAAAUGGACGUCUGGUUCUUGAAGUCCCCAAAGUCAUUAUGGAAAGACCAAGAUGUCGAUGUCAUUUUCAGUGGGCAUGCUGACAAUCCCAACUAUGUUAAUAUUGGAAUCUACAGCGUCUUGCCGACUCCAAAGGCAAGGGAAUAUUUUGAGAUUUGCAUUGAUCUUUUCAAGCAACGGCCCAAAGUACACGACCAAUUGAUCAUGAUGCAAAUUCUGUACUGGGAGAUGGCGGCAAAAAAGGGCGAAGAAAUCAAAUGGCGCAAGAAUAUGGGAAACAUCAAGGAUGUGUGGGGGCUUCCACCACCAGAAUUCCCAAAGUUUCCAAAUGGGUACGUCACUCAUGGGAGAUUUCCCAUUUGGGCCAUUGUGAGUGGGGAACGACCAAUAUUAAGCGAACAAAUAGUUGCCAUUCAUGUGCUAUGUGGCAAACCAUUGACGGCGCCGCAUGGCAAGAAACAAAUGGCCAAGGAGAUGGGAGCAUGGAUCGGCAGCAAUGGAUACUACGAUAGUGCCGAUGCCAAGUAUUUGUGGGUUGAUGGACACAUUUUCAAUGCGAUCAGUAUGACCAUGACGCAUUCAGGAAGACAUGAUUGGUACCAUUACCAUGACAUGCAAAUGCUUCGAUGGACGAUCGCAUGUACAAUUGCAUUGGCAAACCAUACUGGUCGGAUUUGGGUCAUGCCUAAAGUCGUCAACAACCGUGGGUUGAAUUUCCUAUGGUCCAUUCUAGAUAUGGAAACAGUAGAACCCUUUGUUGAGGUUCGAGAAACCAACUUUCCUUCCAAUCCUCAAACCUGGAAGACGACGCAACGGUACAAUCCCACCAGUCGCAUUGCGAUUAGUGGAGAUGAAAAAGUGACCAUUCAGCUCUACCAACAAUACAAUGCUUGGUCUACAAAAUCAUGGCCCGAAGCUUGGGAUUUCCCAUACCAGUCGGCAUCGGAUUCCAUGGAAAAGUGGUUUGCACUUGCCGAUCUUAGCAACGAUGCUCGGCUUUUACUGGCUGGACUCCCCGCCAGUAGAGGCUUGCUCCUCCCCAUUAUUCGACUCUACGACAAGCUCAAGAAGGAGCGUACCAAGUUGUCAUUCGUUGACUUGAAAACCAUGUCCGAAACAGACGUUCAAGAUUUUUUCAGAAAGGAAGGGAUUCAAUUCUUUGACGUCCAAGGCAACACCACCUUUGAUCCAUCCGUGCCCGUGGACAAUAUUUUGCGUGUCUAUGAUAGCUUGAAAUGGUGCAAGCACACGUUUGAUGAUGCGGGUUUGUUGGAACUCUUGCCCUCCCGAGUCACGGCGAGCAGUGACUGUUAUGGCCAAGGAAAGCCUUCGAAAUAA